GCGGGAGUUCCGGUGCUCUAGAGGCCUUCGCGGAAGUGGCUGAGGAUAAGUCGGCGUGUGAGUUGCUCGCAGUGUCGUACUUGCGCGCUUGCAUCUGCCUUCGGAUUGAAGAUGCCAGGGCUGGCAGCCGCGAGCCCAGCCCCGUCCGAAUCUCAGGAGAAGAAGCCUCUGAAGCCCUGCUGCGCCUGCCCGGAGACCAAGAAGGCGCGCGAUGCGUGCAUCAUUGAGAAAGGAGAAGAACAUUGUGGACACCUAAUUGAGGCCCACAAGGAAUGCAUGCGAGCCCUGGGAUUUAAGAUAUAAACUGGUGCCCUGCUCUGUGAAUGAAUAAUCCCUGAAGAAUGAAGAAGAUUAAAUCAUUUUGGAAGUUCUUUGAUGAGCUUUGAUAAAUGGAUAAAGUAUUUAUAACUUAAUAAAAAACAAAAGGAAAAUGUCCCAGAUCAAAGGCC
Molecule: messenger RNA, 449 nt
Organism: Octodon degus (degu)
Lineage: Eukaryota; Metazoa; Chordata; Mammalia; Rodentia; Octodontidae
Product: cytochrome c oxidase copper chaperone
Exons: 3
Coding region: 112-303 (63 amino acids)
Biological process (GO): mitochondrial respiratory chain complex IV assembly
Cellular component (GO): mitochondrial intermembrane space
Molecular function (GO): copper chaperone activity; copper ion binding
Source: RefSeq, a predicted model, not a curated record